AUGAGACGAAACAUCUUUGGUGAGGGGGAGGAAGCUGAAGAAGAAGAGGAGCGUUCCAAGACUCCAGUUGUUAAGAAACGCAAAGUACCUCAUCUCAAUACCACGAAUGAUGAUGACGAUGAUGACGACUAUAUGAAGUACCCUAUUGAACCACAUUCAGUACCAACUAGUGCUGCUCGUACAUCGUUGUUCCAGUCAAAACACAAGUCUAUAGGUCAUACCAUGAUGGAGAAAAUGGGGUUCAAUGCAAAUACCCCAACCCUUCAAGAACCAGUAGGUGCUUCUGUUCACUUGAAACUAGAUCGUAGGGGAAUAGGAGCACACUCUGCUGCUGUAAUGACCAAUGAGAUGAAGAACGCUAAAUACGCUUCCUAUGUAGAUCGUUUGAAGAAAGCACAAUCACAAAAGAACUUGGACCUUGAGAUAAAAGCUCUUAGAAAAUUGUGUUAUGAUAUGAGCGGAGAAUACGAAAUGGUCUUAGAUAAUACCCUUAAACCACAAGAUACUAAUAUACUUUGGAGGUCUUAUGCCUUGGAGCAACUGGCAAAACUGAAACUUAAACAACAUGAACGAACGAGAAUAGAUACAAGUAUUGCUUUUAACCCCCCUAUUCAACCAUUACAACAAGACGAAGAAUCAAAGUCAAAAUCAAUGAACACUCGUAUUGCUGGUAUUGCGGAACACGGUACAUUGACAUCCAAGAUCUUACGGAGAACUGUCCUGGUGUGA
Lizanozyma spartinae is the source of this 729-nucleotide messenger RNA. RefSeq lists its product as uncharacterized. Lineage: Eukaryota; Fungi; Ascomycota; Pichiomycetes; Serinales; Debaryomycetaceae. The record is from RefSeq and is a predicted model, not a curated record. The coding region runs from base 1 to 729 and encodes 242 amino acids. The transcript is spliced from 2 exons.